Molecule: messenger RNA, 1683 nt
Organism: Huiozyma naganishii CBS 8797
Lineage: Eukaryota; Fungi; Ascomycota; Saccharomycetes; Saccharomycetales; Saccharomycetaceae
Gene: PCH2
Product: Pch2p
Exons: 1
Coding region: 1-1683 (560 amino acids)
Biological process (GO): meiotic recombination checkpoint signaling; reciprocal meiotic recombination
Cellular component (GO): chromosome; nucleus
Molecular function (GO): ATP binding; ATP hydrolysis activity
Source: RefSeq, a predicted model, not a curated record
AUGAACCAUUUAAUUGAUGUUGAGCUAAAAGUGGGUACGUUUCAACAAGCAAGCAGAAUAAUUCUUGAAAACGAUGGUGGGGCAGCGUCGUUGUCUGAGGAUUCAGAAGAAGAGAGACUAAAGGUGCUUUUUGACGUUCUUGCAGAGGUAAUCAAGAGGAAAGUCCAGAACUAUUCUAUGGAUAAGGCGGGCACUCUGUGCAUUACUUCUCGAGAUAUAAUUGAAGAGGGGCAAGGAAGCAUUGAAUUGGUCGAUCCGCUUACAGCGGCUCAAAAACAACUGCUUAAAAGCUUGAUCAAAAUCAUUUUCCACCAUGCUGACCACUUACAUGAAUCCGAGUACACUAACAUAGGACAGAAUAAUUUGAUCCUUUCUGUAUUUGUCAAGAAAAUUACUGUCGAAGUGUUUCCCGAUAACCUUCCUACAACACCAGAUCCUUGGUACAGCGGAACAAACCUUUUAACAGCAGUUCACACCAUUCUGGAGGCAGACUCUAACCUUACAGUUCCUAAAAUACAGGCCACCAAGACCAAAAGCUACACCGUAAAGUUCUAUUCUUGUUUGGAAGAAUUUGAUACCAUGAGUGCUAGGGACUUACUUGGAACCUUUGAUAGUAUCGACCUCGGUAAAGAAGAGGAAGAUAACAACUUUGAAGAUGAGGCGCAAACAUUUUGCGAGGAAAUGCCAGCAACAACAAAGUACACACCCUUUGUCAUUCCGCUUUCUCAAGAGUCUCUGAAUUUUGCCAAAGUAACACCAUUACCUUCUAAACAUUUUGAAGACCUUUGGGAAAAUCUUCAUUUUGAAGAUGACAUCAAACAAAAAAUGUACGGUUACGCGACUGUAUCCUUAGAACUGAAAAACUUUUCAGAAGACGUGGGUAAUUCAAACGGCAAUUUGGAUCAAAUUCUUGUGAACAAUAAGCUUCUGAUUGUUCAUGGCCCCCCUGGAACUGGAAAAACUACCCUUUGCAGGGGAUUGUGCCAUAAGUUAUCAAUCAGAAACACUAAGGUCUCAGUUCUAGACAUAAUCAAACCCGUUUAUAAAGGUAUUGUGGUUGAAAUAUCGUGUUCGCACAUUUUUUCCAGGUGGUUUGGCGAGUCAGCUAAAAACAUUGGAACUCUAUUUGAUGACCUUGAGGCGCUUCUAAAACUCAAUGAAAGAACCCAAACCUUUGUAUGCAUGAUUAUAGAUGAAGUUGAAACAAUUGCAGGUUCUAGAAAAGAUAUUUUAAGCAAGAAUGAGUCUAGCGAUAGCGUGCGUGUCGUGAAUACCUUGUUAACAAGAUUGGAUUCCUUGAAAAAAUACAACAAUUUUCUGAUAUUAGCAACUUCGAAUCUGCUUGAAUCUUUGGAUCCUGCAUUUGUGGAUCGAUCAGAUGGAGUAUUUUCUAUUGGUAAUCCCUCCAGAGAAUCAGUUUUUAAGAUUUUGUUCUCCUCAAUUCAAAAACUAAUCUCACUGAAAGUCGUAACAACGGAAGAUUCCGACGACGUUAUUGACAACCACAAAUACAAUAGUAUAAUCAACUUGAUUACAAACCAUUGUCUAAAAUUGGAAUUAAGUGGAAGAACACUUAGAAAACUUCCAUUAUUAUGUCUCUCGGAAAACUUUAGAAAAUUGCCAGUCCCCUUGGACAACUUCAUGAUGGGACUCGCUCAAUUGGUCAAGCAAUUUCACAAAUGA